Molecule: messenger RNA, 996 nt
Organism: Knipowitschia caucasica
Lineage: Eukaryota; Metazoa; Chordata; Actinopteri; Gobiiformes; Gobiidae
Source: the annotation of a GenBank genome assembly
AUGGCACCAACUAUCAAAGCAGAUGACAUCACAGGGUUCCGGAACUCCAGCAGUGACACGGAGAGUGACACGGAGAGUGACACGGAGAGUGACACGGAUAGUGAGACGGAGAGUGACACGGAUAGUGAGACGGAGAGUGACACCGGGAGUGACACCGGGAGUGACACCGGGAGUGACAUGGAGAGUGAGACAGAAGAGGCCAGAGCCGAGUGGGAGGGUCUUCAAGAGCAGCAUAAACUGGCUCAAGAAGAACUGAAGCUUAAAGACCUUAUGACGGAUGAACAGAUCUUGGCUCUGCAGCAGGAAGUAACUGAGGUCACCGAUCAGUUAGAGGCCGUUGAGACCAGUUUGAGGCGAUCACUGGGUUUGGCGAACGAGCGAUCGGUAAGGUGGGAGCAAGCCCACCAACAGCUGCAGCUCCAGUUAUCAGAGAAAGAUUCUCAGUCUGUAGCAAUACAGAUGGAGACCGAGACACAACUGAGGAUUAGAGAUGAACAGAUCUUGGCCCUGCAGAAGGAAGUAACUGAGGUCAAAGAUCAGUUGGAAGGAGUUGAGACCAGUAAAAGGCGUUCAUUGCGUUUGGCGCAGGAGCGAGUGGAGCAGUGGAAGACCCAACAACAGAAGCCGUUACCAAAGAAAGACCGUCAGCUCCAGACUCUGAUGGAGGGUAACGAGUCCAUGACGUCUGAUAAUCAGACAGAGACUGGGCCACAGGUACCACUGGAUCAGACGGUACAUUUAGAGACAGAGGGCGGGAUAGAGACUGCGAUAGAGGGCAAGAUAGAGACAGAGGUCCAAAUCUUCUCCCAGAAAGACCAGGCCAGUCAAGGGGAGAUACCGCAAAACAGGGAGCUCGGUCAGAAUGUUAGGACGCUGGUCCAAACCUUCUUCCAGAAAGACCAGGCCGUUCAAAAGGAGAGACAGCGAGCUGAAGAAUUACGAGAAAAAACUCAACGCAAGGACUCGGCUGCAAACUCCGGGUGGAACAGGUUGUAA